This is a messenger RNA of Acaulospora morrowiae, 471 nucleotides long. NCBI's taxonomy places the organism in Eukaryota, Fungi, Glomeromycota, Glomeromycetes, Diversisporales, Acaulosporaceae. The record is from the annotation of a GenBank genome assembly.
AUGAACGCACAGCAGAAAGACCGAAUAAAUCAAUAUUUUUUCGAAAAAUUUUAUUUCGCUGGUGAUAAGAAUCUCGCGUGUGCACGUGACCCUUCUCAACAAGAAGCCUCCCAGAUCAACAUUAGGAAUGCGGCAUCGAAUUAUCGUAAGGCCUUAAUGGUAUUGAGCCGAGAGCGCGCAGAUUUCGUAAUACGUCACGAAGCAGCACAUUUGAUGAAUAAAGUGUGGGAUAAAUAUGAUCGGUGCUGGAUCGGGUCCACGGAUGGUGAAAUCAGCUUAACCGAAAUUGUCGAAAAGGAGGUGAACGAGAAACUAUUGAGGAAAGCCCAGAAAAAAGGAACGGAAAUUAGAAGCAAUAUCAAAGAAUUUAAGUCAGGGUUGAAGAUGGAACAUGUUGCAAAUAUGAGAUGUCACGUUGACAAAGAUUAUGACAUUAUGGAACCGCCCGACCUGAGCCUACUGAUGAAUUGC